Messenger RNA from Numida meleagris (helmeted guineafowl), 426 nucleotides. It is a transcript of the gene RNASEH2A, whose product is annotated as ribonuclease H2 subunit A. Gene Ontology annotation, molecular function: RNA-DNA hybrid ribonuclease activity; RNA binding. Gene Ontology annotation, biological process: DNA replication, removal of RNA primer; mismatch repair. Gene Ontology annotation, cellular component: ribonuclease H2 complex. The record is from RefSeq and is a predicted model, not a curated record. NCBI's taxonomy places the organism in Eukaryota, Metazoa, Chordata, Aves, Galliformes, Numididae.
GUCGCCCGUGACCGCGCAGUGAAGUGUUGGAACUUCACAGAGGAUUUAGGGGAGGACAUCGACCGUGACUAUGGCUCGGGGUACCCCAAUGACCCCAAAACGAAGGAGUGGCUGCGGAGGAACCUGCAGCCCGUGUUCGGGUUCCCAGGGCUGGUGCGGUUCAGCUGGGGCACAGCGCAGGAACUGCUGCGGCGCGAGGGGGUCCCUGUCACCUGGGCCGACGAGGACCCAUCCCAGGACCCCUCUGCCCCCCCCUCAGUGCUCUCCUAUUUUACCCGGAGCACCCCCCGACGCUCCCCCCACCGCUUCUUCCAGGAGCGCAGCCUGAAGGCCCUGGCUGAGCUGUGAAUCCCCCCGCCCCAAAAAAACACCCCCCACCUUCCCAAAGACGCCCGUCCUCAAUAAAACAGUGCUUUUCUUAAAAAA